AUAGAUCUAGACAAGGAAGAUUAAUCUUUUUUAUUUGUAACAUAGUCAACAAUAUCUGCCUCUGGUUCUGGUUCAUUUAGAUUCUAGAUUAGCUGAUAGAUACGAAAACAAAAAAUAACUAGAGAUCUAGAUCUAAACUCGAACCCUAAAGUCUUUUAUCUUUAUAUCUAGAUAAGUAGAAUCUAGAUAUUCUUAUUUAAUUUACUAAUCAAGUCUCUGUAGACUUCUUCUUAGAGUAGACGUCCUAGCCUAAGACGUACGUUCUACUCAGUCUUAAAGUCUACUGACUUAUGAAGUGAAGACUUAUCAUCUUUCUUAUGAUUAUCUGUGAUUAUGUGACUACAUAAUCUGAGUACAUACUGUAACAUACCGUGAGAAGUAGUUCACAAGUACUAAUAACUAAUAUAAUACUACUACUACUAGUAAUACUAUUACUAGUCAUGUACUAGAUUCUAGAUCUAGACUUCCUAACUGAACUCUAGACUACUCUAUUCUCUAACUCUAGAGACAAAGUCAGUAUUCAACGUUCGCUUCAAGUAGGCCUACUAGGAGUGUAGACUCACUUAAGACUGUACUGUUACUGUAAUUCACUGAGUGUGAGAGUCAUUCACACAGUAAUCACAUGAGACACCCACUCUGCAGUAUUUCAUUGCAGUGUAAUUUGGCAAUCAACAGUCACCACUGACAAACGAGUUUAUUACAAUAAAGAAAUGGCUUCAUGUAAAGUGUGCUGGACUUGUAGGGGGCUUUUUCUUAAUGAUGUUUCAGAAACAGAAAUUUCAGCUCAUAUAAAAACCUGUAGACCAGCAAAAAAUAACUUAUUAGAAACUUCAGAACCUAUUGAAUAUUUUGUUUGUGACAAAUCUGACUUUUAUACUCUCGGUGCUAUAAAAGAUACUUUGAGAAAACACGCCAGGAAGAUCUUUUCUAACCUUCAUAUUCAAAAAGUGCUACCACAUCCUUUGAUUAAGACACUUUUGAGUCUGUGUGUAUCAGAUAGACCAAUAAAACAUGGUAAAGUUAUUACAGAGAGGCCAGCUGCUAAUAAAAAUGCUCAUCAUCCAAAGUACAUUGAUGUUCAAAUUAACGGAAAAGUGGACAAAGAGUGUCAAACCACAAUUCACACCCAUGAUACUCCAAAUUUGUUGAAUUCAUCGUUGAGACAACCAGAUUUGCACCAUGAAUCUGUAGUUAAUGAUAAAUUAGAUAACUUGGGCACUGUUCAAAGUAAUUCUGUUCGAAAUACAUUAACUUCUCCCUGUGCCGACAAGCUUUCCUAUGUUGUUAUGACUGGAAAUAAUUCACAAGAUGGACUGAUCAAACUAGCAAUACAAUGUGAUGUGGUGAAAGAGGAUUUGCUGUCUCUUUAUGUCUGCAAGCUCUGCACACACAAAUCCAAGUCUGACCAGCUGAUGCUGAGACAUUUGAAGUCUCAUAAUGAUGGCCAGAUGUUUGUGUGUUCUGAAUGUAAUUACAGUACGAUCUGGCGCAAAGACUGGAAAAUUCAUUCACAGCAUCAUCAGAAUAAAAAAUUGAAGUGUCCUGUUUGUGUUGCAGAAUUCACAGAGAAAGAUGAUUUCAGUUUGCAUUUAACAACUUGUCAUUCAAUGUCAGAAACACAAAAAUACAAAUGUAUUGAGUGCAAUUACCAGGCUAAAUCAUUAACAUCUUUUAAAGAACACAGAAGAAAACAUACAGGUGAAGUUUUCAAAUGCCCCCACCAAGGCUGCACUUUUCAGUCCAUGUAUGGAAGGUCUUUACAAAAGCACUUGAAGCAAAAACAUUCUUUGGAGAAAACUAAAACAUGCCACGUCUGUGGCUUUCAAACCAAACAUGCUUCUUCGCUGUCCAAGCAUAUGAUGCUUCACAGUGAAUUCAAGCCGUACAAAUGCUCCCAAUGUACUUUCACUGGUCUUUACCCCUCGGAAGUUAUUUUGCAUGCCAAAAGAAAACACUUGAAGCAGAAAAUGUUUUCCUGUCCUACAUGCUCAUUUCAGACGAGUUAUCCGUGGGCAAUUCAAAAGCACAUUACUUUGCAUGAUGGGAAAAAGGGCUAUGUCUGUUCAGUGUGUGGCGAUGGUAUGUACACUUUGCAGAAAGCCAAGAAGCAUAUGAUGAACAGUCAUGGCUGUGAAAAUUAUGAAAUUUUGAGUGAGCCCUUGUUGAAGAAAGUGAAACCAAGUGAUUAUGAAAUAAAAUACAAACAGAAUGUUGACCUAGAUAGUAUGGAGUUGGUGGUUCCAAAUGAUACUAUUCUCAAUGAAUCAGCUAACAAGAAAAAGGAGAACGUUGAACUCAAUAAGUCAAAAGUUGAUGAACAAUUUUUGGACUCUGUGUCUCAAACUAUGAAUCAAGACACCGUUACUACCGACACCAACCAGUUUUCUGGUGGCGCUGCCUCGAGCAAGGGAGGUAAUCCAAUGCUGUGUGCAACAGCCAACAAUCUCAUGGAUGUGGAUAACAGUUUGACAGAGGACUCGUUGUUUGAUUUAAUGUCAGACUUCCCAAGGCCACCAACCCUCAACAGAUGUCAGUCAGCCAGCACCUUGAUGUUUGCCUCAUUUUCACCUCAUCUUAUCGACAGACCUUUGACUCCUGAUUUCUUUACCGACAGCCCAUCUGUAGGUUCAUUCUUUCCAACCUUUUCAUCGAAGCACAUCGAAACUGACACAUUAAAUCUUGGUAACUUUGAAAGCGCAUCCCAUCAGCUGUCCGUGCCACCUAGUACCAACAAUCAUUUAUCGUCAUUAAGGGGGCCCCAAACACUAUCCCCCAUGUUGCCUUCCUUUGCCAGUUCUCCUGGAACAGGAACCCUUGCAUCUAUGAGUGCUGGUAGAUUAAAUGCGUCUCCUGCUCAUGACCCCGCUUGCAUGGAUAUAAUGAUCCCAAAUGCUGUUCUAGCCAAUAUGUCCCAGCUGAAUGACCACAACUCUUCUGCUGGAAAGAAUGGGAAAAUGGAUGUGAUGUCAAAGUCUGCAUUUACUUCUCUUGGGGAGUCUUACUCUCCAGAGAUAGAGGCAGCAAUAGCUGGCAUACCAUUGUCAGAAGAGUGUCAGACCAACUCUUGCCUCAUAGAGGAAUCUCCUUUCCCUACUAACACAGUUUUAAAAAGUAACAUGUUUAAUUUAUAACAGUUUACUUUAGUAUUUGGGGGUGCAGUGGCUGAGUGGUUAAUCACUUGUCUUCCAAACUUGGGGUCCUGGAUUCAAAUCUCUGUGAAGACUGGGAUUUUCAAUUUAGGUACUUUAAAGGUGAUCCUGAGUCCACCCAACUCUAACCUGUUACCUGACUUGAGCAGGGGAAGUAAAGGUGUUAAGCAGUUGUGCUGGUCUCAUGACACCCUGCUCGUUAACCGGUGGUCAAAGAAAUAGAUGACCUCAACGUCAUCUGCCCUAGAGAUUGCAAGGUCUGAAGGGGGAAUUCUACUUUAGUAUUUAGGCUCAAAAUUAUUUUAGUUGCUGUUACAAACCUUACCAAAGAGAUGGUUAACAUAUUUCUUUCACCAUACGAAACAAUUUUUUUUAACCUUCGAAUUGGAUGAGAACAAACUUUGCUUAAAGCAAACGUACUUAAUUCUUAGGCAGAUCAAGAUUAUGAGUUGCCAGCGUCUUUCAUUCUGUUCAGCUAGUCUUCUGUCGAUUAAUUAUCCACUCCAUAAAAUGUAUUGAUGUCGCAUUACUGUUUUCGAGCAAAAAAAGAAGUGCUUUCUUCUACAUAGAUUUAAAUGUCAAAAUAGAAAAACGCUAGUAUAUAUACUAUUUCUUUUCAACUGGAGCUUGUAAAAUUGGUUAAGAAGUGAUGUUUAUGUGGUUUGUUCUGUAAUGUUUAAGCGUCAGGCUCUAUGGAGCUUUUUUUUAAGUGCCAGGCUCUAUGGAGCUAUGUCUUAGCAUCAUACCAGUGCUCUAUGGAGCUUGAAGUAUUAUUUAUGUAUUUGUUUUAGCUUUGUUUAAGUGUUGUGCACUGUAGAAAUACAGAGUGUACAUUGCUGAAGUAUUAUUUUGUAAUAUUUUGUUUAAUUGGGCAAUGUGGAGGGCCAAGUGGUAAAGCACUUAGCAUCCAAACCAUUAGGUAUUGGGUUUGAAUCUUUAUACAAAUUUGAACUUUGGGAUUUUAGGAUGCCUCUGAGUUCACCCAAAUCUAAUAGAUACUUGACAUGUGUUGGGGAAAGUAUAGGUUGUUGGUUGUGCUGGUCACAUGACACCCUCAUUAACCAUAGAAACAGAUUACCUUUACAUUAUCUGCUCAGUAGAUUGCAAGGUAUGAAAGUGGCACUUAUUUUGUUUAAAAUUGAUUUGAUUUUUGAUUUGAGGCACAUCGGCACAAUUUAGGCCAUGUCGUGCGUUUAAAAUUGUAUCCCAUCUCAUAGUGUAGUAAUUAGUAUGUAAACAAAUUGGCUAUCACCCUUUUUUAGUUUUUAAAACUAAAUUGAAAGAAAAAAAAAAAAGUGUUUACCUGUGUGUAAGUUUAUAUUGGAUAUUGAGAUUGUUAAAACAGUUUAAAAUAAACAAUAAAUUGUUGAUCCCCUCCCCUCUCUUUUGGAUAUUGAGAUUGUUAAAACAGUUUAAAAUAAACAAUAACUUGUUGACACCAAAUAUUAUUUCUUAAUGGAGGUUUCGUGACCGGAGCUUCCAUUAAGGAAAAGUAGUUAAGAAUAUUCCAAGAAUAAAAUCAAGUAUUUCUGAAAACAGCAUGGUUAUGUACUUUAAAAAGAGUUACAUUCUCAAAAGCUUCCAAAGUCGUUCUAAUUAUAACCUUGGUUUGGCUGAUGUGCAACCCUGAAGUGUUAUUAAAAAAAACAACUAAUAUAUACCGGUACCAAUACAUAUCUAUGCAUCUUUUUUCAAUUCUAUUAUUAAUGGUCAUUUUUUCAGACGAUAAAAUAAUGAGGUUCCUGUUUCAUUAUUUAAAAAGACUAGUAAUUUUUAUAUUUGAGGAGCAUAUUAAUUUAUAUUAUCUUCUUUUUUUGCAACAAGACUAUAUGUUGUGUAUUUAUGUUCUUGUUGUGAGAUUCAAGACUAUAUGUUGUGUAUUUAUGUUCUUGUUGUGUGUUGUGAGAUUCAAGACUAUAUGUUGUGUAUUUAUGUACUUGUUGUGUGUUGUGAGCUGUUCUUAUGUGUCAAAAUGUCUUGGUGUCCAGGUCAGAUUGUGUGUGUGUGUAUGUGUGUACUGUGUUAUCCUGAACUGUUUUGUCAUUCUUGUUCAAUAAAGCCUAGGAUCAAGA
Biomphalaria glabrata is the source of this 5221-nucleotide messenger RNA. RefSeq lists its product as uncharacterized. Bases 711 to 3131 code for a protein of 806 amino acids. Gene Ontology annotation, biological process: regulation of gene expression. NCBI's taxonomy places the organism in Eukaryota, Metazoa, Mollusca, Gastropoda, Planorbidae. The record is from RefSeq and is a predicted model, not a curated record. The transcript is spliced from 3 exons. Gene Ontology annotation, cellular component: nucleus.